AUGAAAUUAUUGCUGUUCUCACGACAAAUGGAGAGUUCUCGGAAGACAAUGACACAUAUGUGCGAAGUGUUCGAGCUAAGCAAUGAAGAUGGGUACUUUGCAUUGGUUUACAAUUUCACUGAUGAGAAACACCGUCAGUGUGAUGGUGUCAAGAAAUUUGCAGAACUUGUACGAAAGGAAAUUGCAGAGGUUUGAAG
Molecule: messenger RNA, 197 nt
Organism: Enterobius vermicularis (human pinworm)
Lineage: Eukaryota; Metazoa; Nematoda; Chromadorea; Rhabditida; Oxyuridae
Source: the annotation of a GenBank genome assembly